This is a messenger RNA of Orbicella faveolata, 594 nucleotides long. Its product is annotated as collagenase 3-like. Gene Ontology annotation, molecular function: metalloendopeptidase activity; zinc ion binding. NCBI's taxonomy places the organism in Eukaryota, Metazoa, Cnidaria, Anthozoa, Scleractinia, Merulinidae. Gene Ontology annotation, cellular component: extracellular matrix. Gene Ontology annotation, biological process: collagen catabolic process; proteolysis; extracellular matrix organization. The record is from RefSeq and is a predicted model, not a curated record.
UAUUACAUUUCAAUAUUUUUAGGGAAAAACACAUUAAUUCUUUAUUAUAUGGAUAUGAGGUUUCUAGGAAGUUUAAUGUCUCUUUCCACUUCAUUCUUACAGGAUUAUCUGAGACAGUACCACUACAUCUCACCAGCCAGAUCUGGGAAUCAAAACACCACCGUAGCAAAUGAGAACUUUCAGAAGUUUUUUGGUCUGCCAGUGACAGGUGAACUGGACGAGGACACGAUAUACGAGAUGAAGAAACCGCGUUGUGGAGUCCCGGAUGUUGACAUCACUGGAGGACGCCAAAAGCGUUACGCUACGUCGGGAAAAUGGAGGAAAACCAAUCUUAAGUAUUACAUGACUUACGGGGACGAUAUGUCACACGAUCAUCAAGCGAGGAUUAUGGCCAGAGCGUUUAAAUACUGGAGUGACGUGGCACCACGACUGCAGUUUGCAAAAACUGACGACCUUAGCAAAGGUGACUUCAGUAAGGUAAGGAUGAUGUUUAAAACUUUGGCAAAAAGAACUCAUUCCGGUGUCCCUGGUGAACAACAAUGCGCUCAUCCGUUUGAUGGACCAGGCAAAGUCUUAGCGCAUGUCUUAUUUUGA